UAGAACGUGCUGCCAUGUAAUUUACACUGCUUUUAAAAGAUCCAGAGAUUUCUAAGCAUAAUAGCAAGUAGUGGAACAGCUUCUUCUUCUGGUAUUUUCAAAAUUGUAAUAACAGUUACACUUCAGCAGAAGAGCUUCAGCCCAGUAAUUUUAAAAUUAAAAAUCAGAUUCUUGCUGGGAUAAAAUUUCACUCAACUUUAAAACAAGAAAAAAAGAAGAAAAAUGUCUUCAACUGAUAUUACCGACUCUGUACGAGAAGAUGGCAGCAAGUAUUCAUACGAGUCCAUGGAAAGUAUGACGAACUACCUGUUGAAAAGAACCAAGCACAGGCCUUUGGUAGGAGUUAUUUGCGGCUCUGGUAUGGGUGGUUUGGCCGAUAUGUUGGAAGACAAAGAAUCAUUUCCUUAUCAUGAAAUUCCUGGAUUCCCAACUAGCACAGUCCCAGGACACAAAGGAAGGCUGGUGUUCGGAGUUUUGAAAGGGGUACCGACCGUCUGCAUGCAAGGAAGAUUUCACGUGUAUGAAGGCUAUUCUUUAUGGAAGUGUGCAAUGCCAGUCCGAGUGAUGAAGCUUAUUGGUGUGAAGACACUGAUCGUAACAAAUGCCGCUGGUGGUUUGAACCCCGAUUUCAGAGUCGGCGACAUCAUGCUCAUCAAAGAUCACAUCAACUUCCCCGGCUUUGCUGGCGACAACCCUCUGAGAGGAAGAAAUGAUGACAGAUGGGGACCGAGGUUUCCUGCUAUCAACAACGCUUACGACUUGAAUCUUCGAAACAUUGCAAAAGAGAUUGCCAUAGAUUUGGGACUGGGCAAUUUCUUGAGAGAAGGAGUGUAUGCCAUGGUCGGCGGGCCCUCCUACGAAACAGUGUCCGAAUUGAGAGCCCUCAGAACCCUAGGAGCAGAUGCCGUAGGCAUGAGCACGGCCCACGAGGUGAUAGCCGCCAAGCACUGUGGACUGCGGGUUUUCGGCCUAUCCCUGAUUACCAACGAGUGCGUAAUGGAGUAUGAUGUCCAGAGAAGUGCAAACCACGCAGAGGUACUCGAGACGAGCAACAGGCGGAAGACGGACCUGGAAAGGCUGGUCACCAACCUCGUCGGAAGAAUCAAGCAUUGACGAACUGUGAUUUGCUCAUUUUGUUAUUUUUAUGAAUUAUUUCAGAAGGAGUAGAUUUUAGCAAAGUGUUCGUACUUAAACCAUGUAUGCAGUGUUUUUAAGGCUUUGUCAGUAAAACGUGAUAGAAGAAUUUUAUGUAUUGCCUUUGCUUUGACUUUAUCUAACAGAACAGAUUUUUGAAAAUUUUAGAAAUCGGCUGAUUUUUCACAGCAGUGUUUUAAAGCUUGUAAUUUACGAGCAGGUAAUAGUUUAUGAUUGGAAAUAACUGAUAUUUGAUUUGAGUUUCUUUAUUUUUUUAAAUAAUAUUAAUGUAUUUUUUGCAUGAAAAAAACUUUAUAUUAAAAAUAUUUUCAGAUUUUAAUUUUAUUAAAUAUAUCCAUUUUUGAAUUCA
Argiope bruennichi is the source of this 1504-nucleotide messenger RNA. Its product is annotated as purine nucleoside phosphorylase-like. The record is from RefSeq and is a predicted model, not a curated record. Gene Ontology annotation, cellular component: cytoplasm. Bases 223 to 1113 code for a protein of 296 amino acids. NCBI's taxonomy places the organism in Eukaryota, Metazoa, Arthropoda, Arachnida, Araneae, Araneidae. The transcript has 7 exons. Gene Ontology annotation, biological process: nucleoside metabolic process. Gene Ontology annotation, molecular function: purine-nucleoside phosphorylase activity.